AUGGGGGACCAGAAGGAUGCCCUGAGGAAAAUCAUCACCACUCUUGCUGUGAAGAAUGAGGAAAUCCAGAAUUUCAUCUACGUGCUCAAACAGAUGCUCCAAAAUGUGGAGGCCAAUUCUGAUCGGGUGCACCAAGACCUUGAAGCUGAGUUCCAGUCGCUGUUUACCCUGUUGGAGGAGGUGAAGGAAGGGAUGCUCAUGAAAAUUAAGCAGGAUCGGGCCAGCCGGACGUAUGAGUUGCAGAGUCAGCUGGCCACAUGCACAAAAGCCUUGGAGAGCUCGGAAGAGCUGCUGGAAACGGCCAACCAGACCCUUCAAGGCGCAGAGAACGACAACUUCAACCAGGCUGCUAAACAGAUCAAGGACAGUGUGACCAUGGCGCCCGCGUUCCGGCUGUCCCUCAAGGCGAAAGUGAGCGACAACAUGAGCCACCUGAUGGUUGAUUUCGCCCAGGAGCGGCAAAUGCUUCAGUCUCUGAAAUUCCUACCAGUCCCCGGCGCGCCCGAGAUCGACAUGGCUGAGUCGCUGGUGGCGGACAACUGCGUGACUCUCGUCUGGCGGAUGCCGGAGGAAGACAGCAAGAUUGACCACUAUGUGCUGGAGUACCGCAAGACCAAUUUCGAGGGGCCGCCCCGGGCUAAGGAAGACCAGCCCUGGAUGGUCAUCGAAGGAAUCAAGCAAACCGAGUGCACCCUUUCCGGCCUGAAAUUCGACAUGAAAUAUAUGAACUUCCGUGUCAAGGCUUGCAACAAGGCUGUUGCAGGAGAGUUCUCAGAGCCGGUCACCUUGGAAACGAGAGCUUUCAUGUUCCGCCUGGAUGCCAGCACGAGCCACCAGAAUCUCAAGGUGGAAGACCUCAGUGUGGAAUGGGAUGCCAUGGGCGGGAAGGUGCAGGACAUCAGGAAGGAUGGGAAGGGCCGUACCGCUUCUCCCGUUAACUCUCCAGCCAGGUGUGUCCAGUCUCCCAAAAGGAUGCCCACAGGCCGUAGCGGGAGGGACCGUUUCACUGCAGAAUCCUACACGGUGCUGGGAGACACCCUGAUCGAUGCCGGAGACCACUACUGGGAGGUGCGUUACGACCGGGACAGCAAAGCCUUUGCCGCCGGGGUGGCUCACCGAUCCCUGGGCAAGUUUGACCAGCUGGGCAAAACAUCCUCUUCCUGGUGCAUUCACCUCAACAGCUGGUUGCAGGUCAGCUUCACGGCCAAGCAUAACAACAAAGCCAAAGUCUUAGACGUCCCCGUCCCGGACGUGAUUGGCGUGUACUGCAAUUUUCACGAAGGUUACCUCUCAUUCUACAAUGCCAAAACUAAGCAGUUGCUCCACACUUUUCGGACCAGAUUUACCCAACCGGUUCUUCCAGCUUUCAUGGUUUGGUGCGGCAGCUUCAACGUCUGCUCUGGGCUGCAAGUCCCCAGCACCAUCAGAUGCCUUCAGAAGCGCAGCAGCGCCACGAGCAGCUCUAACACCAGCCUGUCUUAG
Molecule: messenger RNA, 1482 nt
Organism: Varanus komodoensis (Komodo dragon)
Lineage: Eukaryota; Metazoa; Chordata; Lepidosauria; Squamata; Varanidae
Gene: FSD1
Product: fibronectin type III and SPRY domain containing 1
Exons: 13
Coding region: 1-1482 (493 amino acids)
Molecular function (GO): protein binding
Source: RefSeq, a predicted model, not a curated record